Linderina pennispora is the source of this 582-nucleotide messenger RNA. RefSeq lists its product as uncharacterized. Bases 1 to 582 code for a protein of 193 amino acids. The record is from RefSeq and is a predicted model, not a curated record. The transcript has a single exon. Lineage: Eukaryota; Fungi; Kickxellomycota; Kickxellomycetes; Kickxellales; Kickxellaceae.
AUGAAACUCGCUGCCAUUGCCUUCCUUGCCUCGGCCGCUCUUGCCCAGCAGCAGCAGGGUCCCGUGCAGCGCAUGCAGGAUGUCCUGCCAACCCCGCCUGCCGCCAACAUUGCCCCGCAGUUCGAAAUGCCAGGCAUCCAGCCCAACAUUCCGGUUCCCAACGUCGAGGCAACUGAGCCCAUGCAGUCUGCUGUGGCCCGCCUGGCUUCGUUCUUUGACUUUUCGCACAUUUCGGGCGAGAACACUGACACGCCGACGGUUGUCACCCAUGUGUUUGAUCCGGCUACGGGCAGGUUCACCCACCUGUCGUACAAUGUGGUGCAGAACGGCAACGCGUACUAUGUGCCGGUGUGCAGCGUCGACUCGAUUGUGCAGGCUGGGUCGUCGGCUAUUCCGGCCAGCGAUAGCUGCCAAUACGGCAUCCAGCUGAUGCCGGUGCCGCGCAAUGCGGCCAGCGUGAUGCUCAGGGCCAUGCGCAUGGUACUCAGGCUACUUGCACGCGUUCCGAGACUGCUGCCUGUGAUUCUGGGUGGUCAGCCUGGUGCUAGUGCGUACACCUUUGCGGACCAGCCACAGAUGUAG